AUGGCGACCAAUGGACAAGGAUUGGCGCACAAUAAACAAGGAGUGGCUCCCAAUGAACAAGGCAUGGCGACCAAUGAACAAGGAUUGGCUCACAAUAAACAAGGAAUGGCUCCCAAUGAACAAGGCAUGGCGACCAAUGAACAAGGAUUGGCUCCCAAUAAACAAGGAGUGGCUCCCAAUAAACAAGGUAUGGCGACCAAUGAACAAGGAUUGGCUCCCAAUAAACAAGGAGUGGCUCCCAAUGAACAAGGCAUGGCGACCAAUGAACAAGGAUUGGCUCCCAAUAAACAAGGAUUGGCUCCCAAUAAACAAGACAUGGCGACCAAUGAACAAGGAUUGGCUCCCAAUAAACAAUGA
Messenger RNA from Pelobates cultripes (western spadefoot toad), 357 nucleotides. NCBI's taxonomy places the organism in Eukaryota, Metazoa, Chordata, Amphibia, Anura, Pelobatidae. The record is from the annotation of a GenBank genome assembly.